Messenger RNA from Megalobrama amblycephala (Wuchang bream), 1884 nucleotides. RefSeq names its product calsequestrin 1b (gene casq1b). The record is from RefSeq and is a predicted model, not a curated record. Lineage: Eukaryota; Metazoa; Chordata; Actinopteri; Cypriniformes; Xenocyprididae. Gene Ontology annotation, molecular function: calcium ion binding. Gene Ontology annotation, cellular component: sarcoplasmic reticulum lumen. The coding region runs from base 180 to 1490 and encodes 436 amino acids. Gene Ontology annotation, biological process: regulation of skeletal muscle contraction by regulation of release of sequestered calcium ion. The transcript is spliced from 12 exons.
CCAACAGCUAGUCGACAUGUGCAUGUGUCUUUUUAAAAGGGUGUAAGGAGUGAGACCUGCUUUUCUCUGGGUAGCGAGCACAAGGAUUGGACCUUGUUCCUAAUAGUCUGACUUUAGUUAGGAACAAAGUAAAAACAAGCAACUAAUUUUAACCAUUUCAAGUGCGACAUAACAGUGACAUGAAGUGGGGUUGGGUGCUUUUAGUGGUUCUGCUAUCUUUUGCUUAUCUGUGUUGGAGUGAAAAGGGCCUGGAGUUCCCUGAAUAUGAUGGGAAGGACCGUGUCCAUCAACUGACCAGCAAGAACUACAAGUCUGUAAUGAAGAAAUAUGAUGUUAUGGUGAUCUACUACCACAAACCUGUUGGCGAGGACCGCAUGUCCAGAAAGCAAUUUGAAGUGGAGGAACUUGCUUUGGAGUUGCUAACAAGCCCUGCUGCCUUGACCUACCAGCUUGCUGCCCAGGUGCUUGAUGAUUUUGAGGAUGAGGAUGUUGGAUUCGGCCUGGUGGAUUCAAAGAAAGACAGAGCAUUUGCUAAGAAGCUGGGCCUGCUGGAGGUGGACAGCAUCUAUGUCUUUGCCGAUGAUGAGAUCAUUGAGUAUGAUGGCGAGUUGGCAGCUGGCACUCUGCUGGAAUUCCUCUAUGAUGUGAUUGAGGAACCAGUGGAGAUCAUCAGUAAUGACAGAGAGCUCAAAGGCUUUCAUAACAUCGAGGAGGACAUUAAACUCAUGGGCUACUUCAAGAGUGAGAAAUCUUCACACUUCAUUGAGUAUGAUGACGCAGCUGAGGAAUUUCAUCCCUUCAUCAAGUUCUUUGCCACCUUUGAGCCAAAAAUUGCUAAGAAAUUAAACCUGCAGAUGAAUGAAGUGGAUUUCUAUGAGCCCUUCAUGAGCAAACCUGUCACCAUCCCUGGCAAACCCUACAUGGAGGAGGACAUCAUUAGCUACAUUGAGGAACAUGACAGACCAACUCUAAGAAAAUUGGAGCCCCACAGCAUGUAUGAGAUCUGGGAAGAUGAUAUUAAUGGACAGCACAUUGUUGCUUUUGCUGAGGAGUCUGACCCUGACGGUUAUGAGUUCCUGGAGAUCCUGAAGGAAGUGGCUCAACAAAACACAGAGAACCCAGAUUUAAGCAUCAUCUGGAUUGAUCCUGAUGACUUUCCAUUGAUGGUGCCAUACUGGGAGAAGACCUUUGGCAUUGACCUCUCCUCCCCUCAGAUUGGUGUGGUGGAUGUUGAGGAUGCUGAUAGUGUGUGGAUGGAGAUGGAUGAUGAUGAGGACAUGCCCACCGCUGACGAGCUUGACACCUGGAUCGAAGAUGUGAUGACUGGCAAAAUCAACCCUGAUGAUGAAAAUGACUAUGACGAUGAGGAUGAGGAUGAGGAUGAGGAUGACAAUGAUGGUGAAGAUGAGGAUGAUGAUGAUGGUGAAGAUGAGGAUGAUGAGGAUGACGAUGAUGAGGAUGAUGAUGACAAUGAUGAUGAGGAUGAAUAAAUUCUUACCUUCAUCUCAGGCAUCACUUCGCUGUCAUACGCGUGUGUUUGUGACAUUAAGAACUCAUCAGUCUCCAAAUAUUCAGCCAUUGCAAACUGAGCUGUCAUGCGGUCUGGAGGACUUGAGAAACAUUUUGUCUUGUCGUUUACUCUGCACCAAUAUAAUCAUUCUUCAGAAAAAUAAACAUCAUAUUCAAGGAUCACUGCACCUGUUUUACUCCCCAUGUAACAUCUAAUGAGAAUGUGUGUGCUAAAGAAGCAGGUGUUUGUUAAACAGUGGAAAAGCCUUGUAAUUAUUUAGAUCUUUUUUUUUAUUGACUUUCAAGAGAAGUCUUAACCUUCCAUCAUCUGGAAUAUCACAAAUAAAAUUAAAAAGAAAAAAAGAAUGUUUCCCU